AUGGCACCAGAAAAGAAAGAAGAGGACUUUUCAUUGAAGGAGACCUCGCCGAAUAUCGGAAAAGGGAGAGUUUCCGGGAGGGAAAGGCUCACAUCUUCAUUUGAUCUUGUUGAAGAAAUGGAGUUCUUGUAUAUCAGAUUAGUAAAAGGCAGAGAUUUGCAGGAAACAAUCAAUCAAAAUGGACCUCCAUAUUCAACAUCUGACCCUUUUGUUGAAGUCCAAAUUGGGAACUACAAAGGCACAACUCGUCACUUUGACAGAAAACCAAAUCCUGAAUGGCACCAAGUCUUUGCUUUUGCCAAAAAUCAUCUCCAGGCUCUCUCUGUGGAGAUUCUGGUGAAGGAUAAAAUGGCGUCGAGUGAUCGGUUUUUGGGGAAGAUUUCGAUGGACAUGUCUGAUAUUCCUAAACAUGUUCAUCCAGACAGUCCAUUGGCUCCACAGUGGUAUAAAUUGGACGGUGAGAAUGGUUUGAUGGCUAGAGGGGAGUUGAUGUUUGCUAUUUGGUGGGGGACUCAGGCAGAUGAGGAGUUUUCGGAUGCCUGGCAUUCGGAUGCAGCAGCUGUGAGUGGUGAAAGUCUGAUGAAUUGCAGAUCAAAAGUAUAUGUUUCACCUAAACUUUGGUAUCUGAGAGUUAAUGUGAUUGAAGCUCAGGAUUUGGUGCCUAUAGAAAUGAAUAGGACUGACCCUGAAGUUUAUGUCAGGGCAGUUUUCGGGACAAAUGUCUUGAGGAGUAGAGUUUCGCCGAAUAAGAGUGUGAAUCCGUCCUGGAAUGAGGACUUGAUUUUUGUAGCCGCAGAGCCGUUUGGUGAUCCUUUAGUCCUGACGGUGGAGGAUAAGGUAGAUGAUCUAACAGGACACUGUUUGGGGAGGUUAGUGAUGCCUUUAGCGAAGGCGGAGAAGAGUUUCUUGCCCACAACGGUGGCGGCUGAAUGGCAUAAUCUUGAGAGAGUUGAUACAACUAAUUCUGAAGAUCUCAAAGAUGUGAAAUUCGCCAGCAGGAUUUGUUUGAGAGUUUCAUUGGACGGCGGCUAUCAUGUGUUUGAUGAAGCAAUUUCACAAACAAGUGAUUUUAGAGCCACAAUGAAGGAAUUAUGGACUCCUGCAAUUGGGGUUAUAGAACUGGGAAUUUUGAAUGCUAAAGGGUUGUUGCCAAUGAAAUCGAAAUUCGGAAAUGGAACUACUGAUGCAUAUUGUGUGGCAAAAUACGGCAACAAAUGGGUGAGAACAAGGACUGUUGUGGACAGUUUUGAUCCGAAUUGGAAUGAGCAAUACAACUGGGAAGUUUAUGAUCCUUACACAGUUUUAACACUUGUAGUUUUUGAUAAUUGUCAUUUACAACCUGGAGAAGCAAAGGAUUCAAGAAUUGGGAAAGUGAGAAUCCGGUUAUCGACACUCAAAACUGAUCGAAUUUACACACAUUCUUAUCCUAUGGUAGCCUUAUAUCCCAAUGGGGUGAAAAAAAUGGGAGAAAUUCAACUGGCUGUGAGAUUCACUUGCUCUUCUUUAUUCAAUCUCCUUCAAACUUACACUCAACCUCUCCUGCCAAAAAUGCAUUACAUUCAUCCGUUUUCAGUUAAUCAGCUCGAGCGUUUAAGGCACCAGGCGGCACAAUCGCUAUCCUUGCAGCUGAGCAGGGCUGAGCCACCAUUAAGAAAGGAAGUUGUGGAGUAUGUUCUUGAUUUAGGCUCACAAACGUGGAGCCUGAGAAGAGGCAAAGCAAAUUUUGCAAGAAUCACAGGAGUUUUAACUGGAUUUCUUGCAGCUUGGAGAUGGUUUAAUGGAAUUCGCCAAUGGAAGAGUCCCACAACAACAAUUGUAGUAUUUUUAAUCUAUGCAAUUCUGAUUUAUUUCCCUGAAAUGAUACUGCCCACAUUGUUAUUAUUCCUAUUUGGCACUGGCAUUUUCAAGUACAAAAGGAGGCCUAGGCUCCCUCCCCACAUGGACAUUAAACUAUCAUAUGCUCACAAGGCACAUCCUGAUGAACUAGAUGAAGAGUUUGACACAUUCCCAUCUUCCAAACAAGGCCAGAUCUUAACGGCGCGAUACGAUCGAUUGAGAAUCAUCGGAACAAGAAUGGUGAUGCUGCUUGGAGACUUGGCAACUCAAUUGGAGAGAUUGUGGUCUCUUCUGAGCUGGAGGGAUCCAAGAGCCACUGCAAUGUUCACAUUAUUUUGUUUAAUAGCUGCCAUCGUGAUUUAUUUUAUUCCUCUUAGGAUUAUGCUCAUUCUUGCAGGAGGUUUUGUGAUGAGGCCUCCAACAUUUAGGAUUAAUAUUCCUGCUUUACCUCAAAAUUUUUUCAACAGAUUGCCUACAAAAGAAGAUUUGAUGUUCUGA
This is a messenger RNA of Pistacia vera, 2334 nucleotides long. RefSeq names its product FT-interacting protein 3-like. The record is from RefSeq and is a predicted model, not a curated record. NCBI's taxonomy places the organism in Eukaryota, Viridiplantae, Streptophyta, Magnoliopsida, Sapindales, Anacardiaceae. The transcript has a single exon. Bases 1 to 2334 code for a protein of 777 amino acids.